ACUCGCCCACCAUAGCUUCCAUCUUCACCCGGCUCUUCGGCUCCUUUGCCGGCCCCUCCCCCGCCGCCAUGGCCAACGCAAAGACUACCGCUCAGAACCUGAUCGCCGAGAACGGCGUUGUUGUCUUCUCCAAAUCCUACUGCCCCUACUGCAGCGCCAGCAAGAAACUCCUCAACGAGCUGGGUGCCGAGUACAAGUUGCUUGAGCUGGAUGAGAUCUCCGACGGCCAAGCUAUUCAGGACGCGCUGUACGACAUCUCGUCGCAGCGCACGGUGCCGAACAUCUUCAUCGGGCAGAAGCACAUUGGCGGUAACUCAGAUCUGCAGGGUAAGAGCCGCGAGCAGUUGAAGAAGCUGUUGAAGGAUGCUGGGGCUCUC
Messenger RNA from Aspergillus saccharolyticus JOP 1030-1, 377 nucleotides. RefSeq names its product glutaredoxin. Lineage: Eukaryota; Fungi; Ascomycota; Eurotiomycetes; Eurotiales; Aspergillaceae. The record is from RefSeq and is a predicted model, not a curated record. The annotation marks the transcript as partial. Gene Ontology annotation, cellular component: nucleus; cytoplasm. Gene Ontology annotation, molecular function: glutathione disulfide oxidoreductase activity. Gene Ontology annotation, biological process: cellular response to oxidative stress. The transcript is spliced from 3 exons.